Molecule: messenger RNA, 8326 nt
Organism: Epinephelus lanceolatus (giant grouper)
Lineage: Eukaryota; Metazoa; Chordata; Actinopteri; Perciformes; Serranidae
Gene: mdc1
Product: mediator of DNA damage checkpoint 1
Cellular component (GO): nucleus
Molecular function (GO): protein binding
Source: RefSeq, a predicted model, not a curated record
ACACGUUCAAUAAAAGUUGUAUUAGCGUUGCUUUACGCUAUUAACCGUAGGAUAGCAUCUGAAAGUAACGCUAAAAAGAUUUAAUUAGUUAUUUAGGCUAACGUUAGCCGCAUGGUGUUGCCUAACGUUGCUUAUAACUACAACGGCAGUUAACGUGUCUCUGGCUAUGUUCUAACGGCUAACUUAGUCAAAGCUAACGUUGGUGGAAUUAGACGAGCCGUAAUAGCUUUUUGUCUGUGUUAGUGCAGCAGUCGUCUGGGAUUACCUUGUGUGAGGAAUGGAUGCUACUCAGAUGAUCUGUGACUCCAUCUUGGAGUCAGAUGAGGACGAAAAUGAAGAGGAGAAUGAAAACGAGAGAGGGCGACCAUUGGCUAAACUGUGCAUCUUAAAAAAUCAACACAUCCCUGAGACAGAGUUGCCACUCUUUUUGGGAGAUAAUGUGCUUGGCCGUGACCCCAACACCUGCACCCUGCCCCUGCCAGCAUCCUCAAUAUCCAAGCAGCACGCCACCAUCUGCAUCUCUGUCUACAAGAGAAAAGGCAGUCAUAGUGAAGUGGACAUAGAGGCUUUGGUCUGGGACCUAGGGAGCAUGAAUGGGACCCGCAAGGGCCGCUUAAAGCUGACUCCUAAUGUCCGCUAUGCCCUCAGUGAGCAUGACAGUUUGGUGGUGGCAGACAUCCCGUGUCAGUAUGUCAGCUGUGUUGUAGAUGCAGUUUCUGCUCAAGGGGACAUGAGGACUCCUGUGAGCAAAAAUUCAGGGGUAAAUGCAAGGUUGCCAGAUGCCUCUGGAGAGAAGGUAGGUGACACAAGCACAGGCGGCAAGAAAUCUGUCAACGGAGGUACAAAGGCUAGGGUGUCACUACCUGAUCAGGGGGACACAAAGAAGACUCCUGUGAGGUCCAGUUGCCUGUCCUUUGAGCAAACUCCAACCCAGCCACAUGGGAGCCUGGUCCCAGAAUCUGACUCAGACUCAGAUGGAGAAAGAGGAGACAGACUGCGCAAGGCUCUUGUGUCUGAUUCCGACUCCCAUAAAUCAGGUCCCGACUGCUCAACAUUCCUGAGUCCUAGAAACACAAUUGUACCUGAAAGUGAGGAUGAAAGUCCCACAACACCGUCCUCCUCCACUAAAAAUAGACCUCACAAACAUGUCAGCUUCAGCAAGGAGGAGACGGACGAAGAUGUGGGGCGACAGCAGCUGAAGAAAAAAGAGGCAUUUGGGAUUGUGGACGACAGUGAAGUGGAGGAAGGGAUGGAGGAAGGGAUGGAGGAAGAAAGAGCAGCACUGGGAGGGAUAAAGUCUGGGGGAAGUGGACAACAUGUGUCAGCAAAGCAGGAAAGUAAUGUCAGUCUUACAGGAGAAGAUAAAUUGCUUGUAUCCACACUAGCAGAUGCAAUCCCUGCAUUUAACAUGGACAGUGACACUGAUGUGGAGGGAGAGGAGGAAAGGGUGGCAUCUGCAGGUCCUGUGGCCUUGAAUACAAACCAACAAGCUGAUCAACCACCAAACACAGCCCAGUUUCACAUGGACAGUGAUACAGAUGUCGAUGAGGAUGAUGAUGCCUUAGACGAAGUACCCAAAUCUUCCUCUGCUGACCACACCAAACCCCCUCAUGUUAUUUCUGUUAUUCAGCCAGAGGGCAUCACUAUGGACAGUGACACUGAUGCAGAUGAUGAUGAUGCUGCUGCUGUGUCAGAUGCGACUACAGAAGCAAAACCCACAUCACUUCAGAGUCCACACAAAGCUGACUCUGCUCCUUCAACUCAGCUGAAAGAUUUCCACCUGGAUAGUGACACAGAUGUUGAUGAGGAAGAAGAAAAGGAACAUGGAACAAACAAUACAUGCCCUAAAAUAGAUGAAACUCCCACUAGAUUAGAUAUCAAGCCAGUUGAGCCUGUUUCCGUCCCUGCUGCGUCUAGCGGUCUGCAUCUAGACAGUGACACAGAUGAUGAAGCUAUUCCCUCCCCUGCCAGCAGUGAACCUUCAGUGGCGUCUCCUGUCACAGAAUCACGCCAAACUGCAGGUGCAGGAGCAGGUUUGGAUAUUCUGUCUGACAGCGACACAGAUGUGGAAGACAACUCUCCUUUGGUCAUACCUCUUGCUGUCUCAACCUUGUCAGAUGGUCUUCACUCCGGUUCUGAUGCAGACACGGAUGUUGAUGAAUCUAGCGUGCCCCCUGCUGGAGAUGGGGUCAAUCCAUCCAAACCUAAAGCUGACAGCGGCACAGAUGUGGAAGAUAAGGAGGUGGAUUUUGGAGAGACGGGUGAGGGCCAGAUUCCUAACCUGUGCAGAGAAAAUACUCCAGGGUUGCUGGCUCCCCUCCUGCAGAACUGCUCUACUCCUGUACAGGCGUCAGAGAGAGACGUGGAAGAUAUGCAGACUCAGGCUUUCAUGAGUCCUUCUUCUGUACCAUUUAAAUUACCCCCUGCUCUCAGACCUACAGCAUUGUCUUCUUGUUCAGACAGCCAGGAGAGUGAGGACUUUGUUGUGGCUGAGACGCAGUCCUUCAUUCUUCAGACCAGAGACCGCCAGGGCAACCCCCCAGAGGACCACACCAUGAACCCCACCCAAGAAUUUUGCCUUGAGUCAUCUGGUGAUGAAAGAGGCGAACAGUCCAGCAGAGGACUGUCUUUCCAGCUGGGGCUUUCAGACAGCAGCCACCUGCAGGGUCGGGCCCAAACUUUAGCCACAGAGAGCACCCAAGCGUUUGUCCCUGCGGAGGGGGGUGUGAAUAUGGAAGAAACCCAAGCAUAUGCAGCCAUCUCAAACGCAGACAGGACCUCCUUAGAGAAUGAGGCUACACAGACUUAUGGAGAUGAUGAAGAACCUGCCAGAAGUUCAGUUAUGUCUGCAAAUUUGGCCUUAGAAGCAACACAGCCAUAUAUUUCAGAGCCCCGCAGUGAUUCAGAGGAUGAAACCGAUGAAGAUGAGAGAAAUAGCACUGCCACUGUUGAGACUCAGCAGUUUCCCACCUCAUCUACUCUUGCCAUGGCUCAAACCCAACCAAUGUCUGCCUUUGAGGAGGAGGAGGAGGAUUUGGAAGAAGAAAAUCCAAUUUCUUCUGUAUUACAAGUUGAGCCCAGACGACAGAAUGAAAAAGAAGAGAGGGAUGAACAUGAGAAAGCAGCUCAACCUCAAAAGACCCACCUACCUGUAGCUGCAACUCAGCCCAUGCCUGUAAGUGACGAUGAGGAAAGUGAUGACGAGGACUCGAUUCCAGGUCCACGAAGAAGAAAAGCAAAGCCCCUGCAGCUUGAAGAAGAGCAGUCUCAAAUGCUCCCAAACUCUGAGUUAUCACUUGUUGAAACUCAGCCCAUGCACGAUGGUGUAGCCCAAACUCAGCCCAUGGCUACAAGUGGAAAUGAGGAAAGUGAUGAUGAGGACUCGCUUCCAGGUCCCCGAAAAAGAAAAGCAAAGCAACUGCGGAUAGAAGAUGAGCAGACACAAACACUGACAAACUCUGAGCUCUCUGUUGUUGCAACUCAGCCAAUGGAAAUGGCUGAAGAUGGAGAAGGUGAUGAAGAAGACCUGAUUCCAGGUCCACGAAGAAGGAGAGCAAAACCAUUGCAACUUAAAGAGACACAGCCCCUCACUAGUUCUGAAGUCACUGCUGCUGAAACACAGCCCGCGGUCAUAGGUGAAGACAGAGAAAGUGAUGAUGAGGACUCGAUUCCAGGUCCACGAAAAAGAAAAGCAAAGGUACUGCAAAUUCAAGAAGAGGAGACACAGCCGCUCACAAAUCCUGAGGCCUCCACUGUUGAAACUCAGCCCUUGGAAACAAAAACUGGCCGGCAGCCUCAGAGACGAAAAGGGAGUCAAUCUGAAGCUGGAACCAGUGGCACCACUGUCAAUGGUAAAAGAGGGACAAGGGCAACAUUAAGAGAAGAGGAGGAGCAGGCGGAGUGUUCUGAACCUCCUAAGAGACAGACAAGAGGGAAGAAUAAAGCUCUGCCAACUACCAGAGGAAGGAGGGGAAAGUCAAGGCCUGAUGAGGAGGGGAGUGAGGAGGAGGAGGAGGAGGAGGUAGAGCCGCCUAAACGAGCCAAAGGGAAAAUAUCCAUGAGGCAACAGAAAGUUAACAAGGAAGAGGAAGAGCGGCCUGAAACAGCAAGAAACAAGAGUGCUGCAAAUAACGACCUAAUAAAGGAACAAGAUGAAGGGAGGGAACGAGACAAAUUAGAAAGGGAAAGAAAAGAGAAGGAAGACCAAGAAAGAUUGCAGGCUGAAAAUGCUGAAAGGUCAAGACUUGAGUGGGAGAGAGCAGAAAAAGCAAGAUUAGAGAGGGAAAGAAAGGAGGGAGAAGAAAAGAAAAGAGCUGAGAGGGUGCAAAAGGAAAAAGAAGAACAAUUGGAGAGGGAAAGAAAGGAGAAGGAAGAAAAAGAGAGAUUAGAGCAUGAAAAGGCAGAAAGAGAAGAGAAGGAAAGAUUGGAGAGGGAAGAGAAGGAGAGAAUAGAAAAGGAGAGAAAGGAGAAGGAGGAAAACGAGAGAUUAGAGCAUGAAAAGGCAGAAAGAGAAGAGAAGGAAAGAUUGGAGAGAGAACAGAAGGAGAGAUUUGAAAAGGAAAGAAAGGAACAGGAGGAAAAAGAAAGAUUGGAGACAGCAAAACAAGAAAAAGAGGCCAAAGAAAAACAAAUAAAAGAGCAACAAAAGAACAAAGAAGAAGAAAAAAAGGCCAAAACACCCGCGAGAAGUGGAAGAGCAACUAGAAGAGAACAAAGAACAAUUGCUACCCCGAGUACAACAGAACCAGAACAAGACUCAACAAUAUCAGCCAAUGAUGAUGGCCCAGCAAGGAGGACCAGAUCUCGCUCCAACUCUUCCAACUCUGUCAGCUCAGAGAGAUCUACUUCAAGUGUGAGCACCCAGGGGAACAGGGGGCGAGGCAGAGGCAGAGGCAGAGGAGGAAAGAGGACCAGUGAGCCACCCCAGACGGCCAUCGCUAGAAGCAGCAAUAGAAGGAGGACAGUGGCUGCAGAGUCAACAGAACAGGACAGUAAAGAUAUUCCUCCACAGGUAGUCCUUUCAAGGUCCAGCUCCAUCAACUCCCUCAACUCUGAGAUAUCCAGCUGCAGCACGAGCUCUCAGAGAGGAGGAAGAGGAGGCAGGCAGCGAGGAAGAGGGAGGAAAACUGAGCCAGAGCCUGUCUCCAUUCCUCCUAGUCACAGUGACCAGAAUUUGGCCUCCAAACCUACAGCCAGAGGCAGGAAGAGCAGGAAAGCAGAGGAACCCUCUAAUGAGGUUCCCCAUGAUGAUGACGAAGAGAAGGCAGACUCUCAGCAGCCUAGUACCACAAGAGGGCGACGGCGAGCCAAUGCAAAUGAUGCAGAACCUGCUGCAGAUAAGAAAGACCCUACUCAGGAUCAGGAGUGUGCAAGUGAAGAGUCAACUCUCCCAAAGAAGAGUGACAGGGGCAGAGACCGAGAAGUUGUAAAGAGUGAGACUGUGGAGGCACCAGUUGCUCCUGCUGCCAGUGAUAGAGAUGAAGCUAAAGAGAAAAGAAAAGGAAGAAAAAGAGAGUUGGAGGAAGAGCCUAGCAGUAGCUCCAACAUUUCCAAGGGGAAGGAGAAAGCCGAAACAACAGAGGCAGCAAAAGAAGAAACAAAAGAUGACAUUCCAGUCCAGGCUAAGAGAAAAGGUAGAGCGUCCACGGCUCAGGCUAAGACGAACACACAAGAUUCCCCCACUGAAGUGAAGGUGAAAGAAGACAGCGAGAAAAUGGAGGAGGAGACUGUUGAGAAAAAAGGCAGAGGUCGGACGUCAGCUGUCCAGAAAAAGAAGAAAGAGGAGCAGGAAGAAAGUGGAGCAUCUGUUGACCAGGAUCCACAUGUGGAGGCCUCAGAGCCCAAGACUCCGACCAGCAGUGCAUCCCGGAAGCGACAGGCUCCUGCGAACACCUCACCUGUGGCAAAGACCCCUCGUUCCUCCUCUGCUUCCCCGGCAGCAGGUGGUCGAUUACGAGUUGCCAGCCAGGCUUACAAGGUGCUGUUCACAGGAGUUGUGGAUGAAGACGGGGAGAGAGUCUUGGCUCGUUUGGGAGGCAGCAUAGCUAAAGGUGUGGCCGACAUGAACUGUCUGGUGACUGAUAAGGUGCGCAGGACUGUCAAGUUCCUGUGUGCGGUGGCUAAAGGAGUCCCCAUUGUCACCACACAAUGGCUGGACAAGAGUGGCAAGGCGGGGAGCUUCCUGCCUCCUAAAGCUUUUCUUGUGAAGGAUCCAGAGCAGGAGAAGAAGUUUAAUUUCUGCCUGCAGGAGUCUCUGGGGACUGCUGGCCGUCAGCCUCUCUUACAGGGGUAUGAGAUCCACGUAACAAAGUCAGUGAAACCAGAGCCAGUUCAAAUGAAAGACAUAAUCUCCUGCAGUGGAGCCACCUUUCUACCUAAGAUGCCCUCUUCUCACAAGCCUCAGACUGUAGUGAUUUCCUGCGAGGAGGACUGGUCGCUGUGUGGCCCGGCUCUCUCUGCAUCUCUCCCAGUCGUCACAGCUGAUUUCAUUCUCACAGGGAUCCUUCAGCAGAAAGUUGACCUUCAGACCCACACACUUUCUGCUCCUACAAAUGCUCAACAGCCCGCAGGAGGCAAGGGACGGAGCAGGAAGAAGACUUAACAUCACCAGGGUACACUGUAAAAACCCUCCAUCUACAGUGUGUGUAGUAAAUCUGCCACGGUGGGGUUUUAUCAUCACUCACAGAUUCCCUUUUAAAUCAGAGACCAGUAGAAACACUAGUGAGUCAGCUGUUCGUCUGUAUUAAAGGCCCUGUUUAUUCCUGGUAUUGACAUGCAUCUUUGGUGAUCCAGUCACAAGUGGAUAGCACUAAAUACAAGUGUAAACAACCACCAAGAGGGAUUGUGACCGGACCACUGCAGCCACUUGCUGAGGCAGUCUGGGACGCAUUUGACCACAUACCUGCUGUAGUGAAAAGGCUAAUGUGUCUUGAUUACAUUCAGGUGGUUGUUUUGGUAACAGUAUGUUAACGCUCUAUAACCUGACCAUUUUACAAAAAGUUGGACAAAGUGUUGUGUGUCCAUCGUUUGUUCUGUGGAAGGAGACAUGUUGAAAUCUCCUGACAGUGAUAUCUCCAGCUGUACCAACACAACCGCUAACACGAGCAUGCUAACAAGCAGCCAGCAAGAGUGCUGACGUAAUGCCCUUCGACCUCCAGCAUUAAUGACUUAAGCGACAACGAGAUCUGAACACAAGUGGGCAGGUGGAGAUGCAUAUUUGGUGACACAGUUGUGAAUGCUGAUGUGUCUUGGCUGUCCACUUGUGUUUGUAUCACUGAAACACACGUUAAUAUCAGGUGUAAACAGACUCAAAGACUAGAGGAAUGUAUUUGCCAUGUGCAGCAAAACUUGAUUGUUCACUUGCACGGUUUUUAUCACAUUGUGUGGAUGUAGCAUGGGUGCAGCUUUAAAAUGUUGAAAAACAUUUGCGAUGGAAGAAACAAAAUUUAGGAAACUUACUAAGGAGUAAGGUGUCUCAAAUUUUUACGGUUUAGAAAUCUACUCUCAUUAUGGUCUUUUCUUACGAUCUUACCUUUUGCCUUUUACAUGUGAAAAAAAUGUAGUUUUUAAAGUUGCAAAAGCUAAAACCAGUGUUGCUGCUAUAAUUACCCUUCAACCGUCCUUGUCACUUCCCCUCUCUCAUCCUCCCCUGUGCUUCACCUUUCUCUUUACGCAACAAUAACAAGCGGAGCAGGAAUUAACACUGCUAAAUUACUGUUGCUCUCUGUGCGUCCUAAGUGCUUCUGCUCAAUCAUCCAGUUUGGCAGGUACCCAGCCGAGAAGUGCGAGUCGUGUAAUCAUGUUUGGGUGGUGAAAUAGAAAUAGUGGAACUGAUGGGGGUUCUGUUUUGAAAUACACCAGCUACAGUGGCCAGUGGAUGAAAAAAAGCUCGUUUAAUUUCCUGAUAGGAAGUGCCGAGGUUAUCAUGAACCUACCAGCAUGUCUUGUCUCCAUUAACGCCCACCACCACCACCACCACCUACUCCAUUAAGGCUUCGUCCAAUCCUAUUACGUCCAGGGAUGAGACACAAUAUGUAGGCACCUGAAUGCUGAUGCUGCUUCUACAUCAAUACCAAUUUACUGUGUUUGUGUAUACAUGUUAUGUUCAAAAAGACCAGUAUACAGAACUCGCCUUCCCUGACCCGCUGUAGACCUUUAAACUUACUGUAUUGUUUGGUGUUUUAAAGAUGAACUCAUUAGCUUGUAACGUAGUUUGAUUUUAGAACUGUCAUAGCUAAUAUCUCAACACCAACUUUGUAUUUGUAUGAAAUCAUGAAAUCUGUCCGUAUAACUGAUGAAAACAUUAAAUCUUUUCUAUUACGUCUAA